CAGUUUACGUAAACAUCCGUCCGCUGUAGUUGAAAGGAGCUUUGUUUUGAAAACGCAGCCGCAUCGUAAUGGCAAAUGAGACGGACUGCGGUGUCUCUUCCCGGGCGGAGAGAAAAGCUUUAGAAAAGGCCAAGAUACUGCAAAGAGAAAACGAGAGGGAGAUCAUUAGGCUGGUUGGACGGAUCCUGAAAAAACCCGAGUCUGAGAGGUCCGAGGAGGAGGUUUCCGUGCUUUUGCUGCACAGAGACACGGCGGAGGAGCUCUGCAAGAGGAAGUUCCGCAGAAAUGAACUCAAGAGGAAGCAAGAGGAGGUGUUUGACACUGCUGAUGACCUGAAGAGUAAAGUGUGGCAGCUGGCUGUGGCAGUCAAACAAGCAAAACACUUGGUGGUUUACACUGGAGCUGGAAUAAGUACAGCAGCGUCCAUCCCUGACUACCGAGGGCCCAAUGGUGUUUGGACACAACUGCAGAAGGGCCACGCAGUCAGCUCAUCUGACCUGAGCAAAGCGGAACCGACGCUCACACACACGUGCAUUGGGAUGCUUUAUAAGGAAAUGCUGGUCAAGCAUGUCGUGUCUCAAAACUGUGAUGGACUUCAUCUACGUAGUGGUCUUCCCAGACACGCCUUGUCUGAACUUCAUGGAAACAUGUUCAUUGAGGUGUGUACGUCUUGUUCUCCAGUCAGGGAAUAUGUGCGUUUGUUCGAUGUGACAGAGCGCACAUCCCUCCAUCGGCAUGGCACGGGCCGCAGGUGCUGCCACUGCGGCAGUGAACUCAGGGACACAAUAGUGCACUUUGGGGAACGAGGAACCCUGGAGCAACCUCUAAACUGGAAGGGAGCUGCGGAGGCAGCCAAGGCGGCUGACGUUAUCCUCUGCUUAGGUUCCAGUCUGAAGGUGCUGAAGAAAUAUGCUUGUCUGUGGUGCAUGAACAGACCAGCAAGCAAAAGACCCAAACUGUACAUCAUUAACCUCCAGUGGACACCAAAAGAUGACUUCGCUGUACUAAAAAUCAAUGCCAAGUGUGAUGAUGUCAUGAGUCUUCUCAUGGAAGAGCUUAAUAUCCAGAUUCCUGUUUAUGACAGGGCAGAAGACCCUAUCUUCAGCCUUGCCGCACCUCUGCAGCCUGAGGAUGAGAACAGCCACACCCGUGUCGUCAUAGCUCCCCACGCUGGUCCCGGUGACUCCUUUUGUGAUCCUGACAACGCUGCAAAAGCCACGGUGGUGCAGGGUGGGUGGUUUGGAAGAGGCUAUGGCAAAGGAAGGAAGAAGAAAAAAGCAGCCUAGAGGCGAAUUAUGGACAAGAACAUUGCAGAGUACCACUGAUGACUCAACUGGAUUCAUCGAUCCGUGUACAAGGUCUUAUUGAGGUGCUAGGGGUCUUUUUCCUUCAUUAAUGAUUGAUAAUGUGUGCGAUGGAAUAUUUGAGGAUUUUGAGUCUGAAUGUAUAAUUGCAUUGACAUAGCAUCUGUUAUUUAUUUAUGAAACAAAACAAUGUUUUACGUUUAGUGAGCACAGAGUUACUUUUUUGUCACCUCUGGAUCAAAGAAUGGGGUAACUCUUAAUGUGUCAAAGCUGCUUCCAGCAUGUUUACACAGCAGGUUGGUAACGUUUUGGUGCCCCAGUGGGGGCCAUAAACUGCUUUGUUCAAAAUAUUAUUGGGACUUUGUUGCACAAUAUCGUAUUAUUGCCGCGAUCAGUGGGUGUUUAUAUGUGGUUGUUUGUAUGUACUUGCAUGCAACCGUUCUGCAAACGUUUAAGUCAAUGACUCAGUGAAAAGUGUACUUUUACCUGAAAUUGAAUUAUUGAAUAUUAGUAUGUCGUGAAAUGAUAAUGGCUUCAUUACAGUAAGCAUAAUUCAUACACAUUAGCAGUCAUAGUGGUUCUUAGGCAUGUUGUUUCCAAGUGGUAAAUUACUGCAACAGGUUUUGGCAGCUAGUCCAAUGACAGUUUUCCACAAUUGUAUUAUGUAAAUUCCAUUUUUUUCCCCCUGCAUCGAUGAAUGUACCAACUUCCAUUUAACUUUAUGCUGAUGUACCUGAUGUCAAUUGAUUUGUUUACUUAUCGCCUGACCUCACAGACCUACCUUACUUAAGUUCUGGGUCUGUACUGUUUACAAUCUUUUUCUAAUGUAAAUCACAGUAAGAGUAAGGCAGAGCUAUGUUUUGUUUUGUUUUGUUGAUUCUUAUGAUAAUUACGGUUUACAGAGUUGAGGUUGAAGUACAUUAUGCCCAUUUAUUUGUCUCAGGAAGUUUACGUGGGACCAAAGUAACCAUAUCAAGUGAUGGACCACAGUUACAAACACUCGUGCCAGAGUUACAUAUGAAGAUGAAUAAGUUCCUUCUCUAUUUUGCAAAAAAAAAAAAAAGACUGGAAAUGUGCUUCGUGUGAGUCAAUAAACCAUGCUUUAUUUUGA
This is a messenger RNA of Phyllopteryx taeniolatus (common seadragon), 2415 nucleotides long. It is a transcript of the gene sirt7, whose product is annotated as sirtuin 7. The coding region runs from base 69 to 1286 and encodes 405 amino acids. Lineage: Eukaryota; Metazoa; Chordata; Actinopteri; Syngnathiformes; Syngnathidae. The record is from RefSeq and is a predicted model, not a curated record. Gene Ontology annotation, molecular function: NAD+ binding. The transcript is spliced from 10 exons.